Messenger RNA from Coregonus clupeaformis (lake whitefish), 1518 nucleotides. RefSeq names its product zinc finger protein 2 homolog. The record is from RefSeq and is a predicted model, not a curated record. Lineage: Eukaryota; Metazoa; Chordata; Actinopteri; Salmoniformes; Salmonidae. Gene Ontology annotation, biological process: regulation of transcription by RNA polymerase II. Bases 1 to 1044 code for a protein of 347 amino acids. Gene Ontology annotation, molecular function: RNA polymerase II cis-regulatory region sequence-specific DNA binding; DNA-binding transcription factor activity. The transcript has 2 exons.
AUGUACAAUACUUCCUGUGGUCACCAGGACAGAGCUAGCCCGUCCCCCUCCACCCUGCUGGAGACCCCUGGUCACAACUCUCCCGGUAGCACCUUACUGCUGGUCAAGAAACACCAGCAGAGACGUAUAGGGAAGAAACCUCACCACUGCUGCUCUGACUGUGGGAAGAGUUUUACUAGCCGGAGUGACUUAAUUACUCACCAGCGGAUUCACACAGGAGAGAAACCGUACUGCUGCUCUCAGUGUGGGAAGAGUUUCACCUCUCCAGGAAGUCUUAAUGUACACCAAAUAAUCCAUACAGGAGAGAAACCUUACAGAUGCUCAGCGUGUGGGAAGAGUUUCCCUGCUUCUCAAACCUUAAAAUGUCAUCUGAGAAUUCAUACAGGGGAGAGGCCUUACCCCUGCCUUGAUUGUGGGAAAAGAUUUGCUUAUUUGCGAGCCCAAACCAUACACAAGCUAACACACACUGGAGUGAAGCCUUAUUGCUGUGAUCAGUGUGGGAAGAGCUUCAAUCAGUCAGGCCACCUGACAAAACACAAGCUAACACACACUGGAGUGAAGCCUUAUAGCUGUGAUCAGUGUGGAAAGAGCUUUGCUGUAUCAGAAAAACGAACUUUACACCAGCGCAUACACACUGGAGAGAAACCUUAUAGCUGUGAUCAGUGUGGGAAGUGCUUUGCUGUAGCUUCCAUCCUGAAUAGACACCAGCAAACACACACUGGAGAGAAGCCUUAUAGCUGUGAUCAGUGUGGGAAGAGCUUUGCUGUAGCUUCUGCCCUGAAUAGACACCAUCGAACACACACUGGAGAGAGAACUUAUGUCUGUCUAUGUGGGAAGAGCUUUGCUCUAGCUUCCGCCCUGAAUAGACACCAUCGAAUACACACUGGAGAGAAGCCUUAUAGCUGUGAUCAGUGUGGGAAGAGCUUCAGUCAAUUAGUACACCUGAAUAUACACCAGCGAACACACACAGGAGAGAAGCCUUACAGCUGUGAUCGUUGUGGAAAGAGCUUCAGUCAAUUAGGGAACCUGAAUUCACACCUGUGAACACACACUGGAGAGAAACCUUAGAUAGAUAUAUGUGGGAAGAGCUUUGUUCAUUUAGGGCCAAUGAGAAAACACCAGAAAGCAAAAAUGUGCCAUAUUUCAUCUCCCUCCUAUCCGACACCGGUUCCAGAUCCCUAAAUAAAGGAUCUAGUGAACAGUCAUAUCCAUCUCCCAUUCUUAAACAGUUGACUUAGUCUGAUAACCAUGGUAACCUCUUUGGAGGAUAAUAUGCAGCUCUGAUCAAGGAUCAGGUCUCUCCUGUGUAAUAUAAUAAUAAUAAUAAUAAUAUGCCAUUUAGUAAUAUCAGGUCUCUCUCUAUGUAAUAUCACACAUUGUGAUCUAAAUGGAUAAGUGUUAUCAUAGAAAAUGUCAUAGUGAACCUGUGUGUGUUGGGGGGAUGUUGAUAAUUGUAUCUUCUUUCAUUUACUCAUGAUACUAUUAGUAUUAAAUGUCAUUAUGUAGAAUAAUGUUUCA